Molecule: messenger RNA, 1605 nt
Organism: Manihot esculenta (cassava)
Lineage: Eukaryota; Viridiplantae; Streptophyta; Magnoliopsida; Malpighiales; Euphorbiaceae
Product: SEC14 cytosolic factor
Exons: 11
Coding region: 319-1326 (335 amino acids)
Source: RefSeq, a predicted model, not a curated record
UUUUUUUUUUUUUUUUAAAUAAUUUAGAGGUGGGACUAUGGAAUUUGUUGGUAGACCCGCCUUUCUUGACCCAAAAAUCUGAAUGAUUUGCCUUUGUUCCUGUUGUCUUAAUAUCAGAACUUCCAUGGAACCAUUCUCUUUUGGUGUUUAAUAUCUAUCAUUUUUCUCUAAAUCCACUGUUAGAUUUUGGAUGCCACUAGUUAAAAGAGAGUCAACCAAGAGAAGCUGAAAGGGUCCCCAAAUUUGCAUCUCCUGCAUUUCUCUUCCCUACUUUGGUGCUAGAGAAGAGAGAGAGAGAGAGAGAGAGAGGAAGGAGAAAUGGGUAUUGUUCCAGAUGAAGCAAUCAAUCAGUUCAAAGCACUAAUGGAUCAAGUUGAAGAGCCAUUGAAGAGGACAUAUCAGAAUAUUCAUCAAGGAUAUCAGACUGAAACUUUGAUUCGUUUCCUAAAAGCUAGAGAGUGGAACGUUGCCAAGGCCCAUAAAAUGUUAGUUGAUUGUUUGCACUGGAGGAUACAAAAUGACAUUGACGAUAUAUUAGUGAAACCUAUAGUCCCAACCGACUUGUAUAGAUCAGUUCGUGAUUCGCAGCUCAUAGGAAUGUCGGGUUACUCAAGAGAGGGGCUUCCGGUCUUUGUUAUUGGUGUUGGGCUUAGCACAUUUGAUAAAGCAUCUGUCCAUUACUAUGUCCAGUCGCACAUUCAAAUGAAUGAAUAUCGAGACCGUGUAAUUCUGCCUUCUGCCUCAAAAAAACAUGGGCGACCAAUAACCACCUGUUUUAAGGUUUUGGAUAUGACUGGUCUGAAGCUGUCAGCACUUAGCCAAAUAAAGUUGCUGACAAUCAUAUCAAGUAUUGAUGACCUGAACUAUCCUGAGAAAACAAAAACAUAUUACAUUGUAAAUGCUCCAUACAUAUUUUCGGCAUGUUGGAAGGUAGUCAAGCCUCUACUGCAAGAGAGGACUAGAAAAAAAGUUCAGGUUCUACCAGGUAAUGGGCGAGAUGAGCUGUUGAAGAUAAUGGAUUUGGCAUCUCUUCCACAUUUCUGCAAAAGGGAAGGAUCUGGAUCAUCACGACAUGCAGAUAAUGCGACAGAGAAUUGUUAUUCCUUGGAUCAUCCCUUUCAUCAACAACUCUACAACUACAUCAAGCAGCAAUCCCAGAUAAAUGAACCUGAUAAACCAAUUAAACAAGGGUCUUUCCAUGUGGAUUUACCUGAGGCUGCAGAAGGAACAGAAAUUGCUAAAACUAUUGAAUCCGAGCUACACAAGUUCGAGAACGGUAACGGGAUUUCCAGGUCAGUAAGCGGCCUCAAAAUCGAUGAUGACUGAGUUGCUUAGUAGAGGUGAAUGAUCAAUCUUGAUACCCAAAAUCACUUUAUUAUAGGUAUACAGUAUCAACAGCGUUGAUUCCCAAAGCUAAUGGUGUAUAUGUAAUUUGAGAAGUUGGCUGGAUAGCUUUUCACAGCCUGAUAUGGUGAAUGUAGCAGAGCAUUGUAUUUCCUAGUUUCCCCAUUUUGGGAUUUUAUUUUGUUUAAUAAAACUUGAUUGUUAGUAAGUAGAACCGAAACUUUGAGAAUCCAAUUGAAUUGAAUCCAAUUAAAAAUCAAA